Messenger RNA from Cuscuta epithymum, 1558 nucleotides. The record is from the annotation of a GenBank genome assembly. NCBI's taxonomy places the organism in Eukaryota, Viridiplantae, Streptophyta, Magnoliopsida, Solanales, Convolvulaceae.
AAUUAAUAACAUACUAGUAGCUGGGCAUCGACCAUACGGAGUACUACGUAUUAUAUUUGAAGUGAAUUAUUUAUCAGUAAAUAGUUGAGGGGCGGGCGGGCAGUAUAGAAAAUGAAGACACUACUAUUUGUUAUUAUGAUUGGAGUGAGCACGUUGAUGUGGCUUAUGAAUGUGCCUGCCGGAGGGCGGUGGCCGGGGGUUGAUGCUGCUGAAGCGGUGCAUGCGGCCGCCAAGGUGGAUGAUCAGCAGCCGCCUCCUGCAGGCACGCCGCCCUGGGUCUAUACUUUUGGACCGCCGCCGCCGCCGAAUCAUCAUAAUAAAAUGUAUAUGAGAAUCAUAUUCAUUGCAUCAGGAAUCAUUUUUCUCUGCGUCGUAGCGCUCGUAAUUAUAUACAUGCCCAAGAAGAAGAAGAAAGCUGACCCGGGGAAGUGAUAGUAUAUUCAAUUCUCUGACCAAAUUAAUUAAUCGCUCGAUCACAUAAUUAAAUAUCCGGCGCCCGGCCGGCCAGCUAUAUAUAUUUUGUUGUUUUUGCUAGCUCCCGAUCGACUCAUCGGGCGGUAUACAUUUGCAUCACACACGUCUUCGAUCACUUCAGUUUUCAAUAUGUUUUUACUCUUUCUAUCGAUUUUAUCCAACACCUACGUUAAUUAAUUAAUUGGUCAGCUUUGGUAUGGUAUCCAGCGUUUCCCCAAAUGACGUCUUUCAUUUAUGUUUGUACUCUACAAUGCAUUUAUGCAUGCAAUGUCAUUUUUCAUUAGUACUGUUACUAUUAUUGAUUAUUAUUAUGAUAUUAUCAUGUUCAUCCAUAAUUAUAUAUUGUUCAAAAUAAAUUGAGAUAAUAUAUAUAUAAAAACAUAAACUUUUAAAAUUAAAUUAAGCAGAUUCCAUCGCCGCUUCAACCACCUUUCAAAACCGCUCGCCCGCUCCGACGAGUCUCCGGCCAGGCGGCCAUCCACUUAUUUAAUUACCUAUCCAUUUGCGGAAUCACAUCACAGUACAUAUAUAUGUGUUAGAAGAAUUGAUAUUAAAAAUGCGAGUUUAACCAGAUAAAAAUCCCGAGUUUAUACAAAUCACCAGACAAACCACCAAAUGCAAGAACAGAAAAUAAUAAAAAAAAGAUAGUUAGAAUAUAUUAAAAUAAAUAAAGAAAGGAUAAGUAAACUUAUCGCAGGAUCGCCCGUUAAAACGGACUGGCCUUGAAGAAAGAUAGCCCCCGUAUCCCGAUAGCUAUUCGGGCGGGUCUGACUAGCUCGCUCCCAGGAUAAUCCUACCACGUUUCAGACUUGUAGCUACCUUGACUGAAACCUUCGACCGUUGCCAAAUUCGCCGAUUAAAGAGAUGAGGAUUCAAGAGUAAGAAUUAACUCUUCCGAGUUGAAUACGAAAGGAAGUAUAUCUUUCGUGAAAAAUCAAGCUGAAAGACUCCACAAAGGAAAAAGAAAAGCCAAUGGUUUGCACUGCUACUUUUUGUUUUUCUACGUGAGUGAAGGAAGGAAUUUUUCUAAGGAUCAACUCUCCAGGAGAGCAAAUACUCACGUUGGAAAUCAGAUACAUAAACA